AAGAGCUGUUCCGUUACCGUUAGUCGUCUCCCUCUCUCUCUCUCUCUCUCUCUCUCUCUUGUCCCUUCCUCUCUUCUCCCUCCUCUUCGGCUCCCUCAUCUCUCUCUCUUCUAAAAAUUCUUCUUGUUCUCUUCUCAUAGCUCGCUUUUGCGUCGCGAGUGCGCGUGAGAGAGAGAGAGAGUGAGAGAGAGAGAGAGAGAGAGAGAGAGAGAGAAGGAGAUCGGGUGAGGUUCGAUGGGCGAUCAGUCGAGCAGCGCGAGCGGCGGAAACGGCGGCGACGAAGAUCCCAGCCUGCGCGAGCUGCUCGAGUGCCCCAUCUGCUUGAUCACCAUGCACCCUCCCAUCUACCAAUGCAAAAAUGGGCAUCCUUUGUGCUCGGCAUGCAAAUCUAAAGUGGGCAACCAGUGCCCCACCUGCAGACAGGAGUUGGGGGACAUCAGGUGUUUGGUGCUGGAAAAGGUAGCUGAGAAAUUUAAGCAUUCCUGCAAGUACCAGUCAUCAGGCUGCCCAGAAGUCCUUCCAUACAGCAUCAAAUCCAAACAUGAAGAACAAUGCAGCUUCAGACCAUUCAACUGUCCUUACCCUCGAUGCUCUGUCGUCGGGAACAUUUCUUUCCUUGUUGCGCAUUUAAAGGAUAGUCACAAUGGUCGAACAAGUAACGGGUGCUCCUACAGCGAGAGAUACAUCAUAACCUAUGAAACCGGGUUUCAGGAUAGGACUUGGAAGCCUGUUGUGUUUCACUGCUAUGGACACUACUUCUGCUUGUUCUUUGAGUCAUUUCAUCUCUCGGGCUCGCCGAUAUAUUUGGCUUAUGUCCGUUUUAUGGGUGAGGACAAUGAAGCAAGGAAAUAUAGUUACGGCCUUGCUGUUAAAACUAAUGGCAGGAAGAUGACAUGGGAAGGCAUCCCUCGAAGUAUUCGUGAUAGCCACGAGAGCAUUCGCGACAGCCUCGAUGGUUUUAUGAUUCACAGUGACAUGGCCACUUUCUUCUUUGAAGAAGAUAUAAUGAGAGUUGCAUGUUGGAUCUUACAAGAGCAACAGACUGCGGGAAACACUUCCGCUGAGGAGACGAGGGAUCAAAAAUUAGAGAAUCUUUGUCAGUUAUGGAAGAAUCUGCAACUAAUCUGAAGUCACAUUCUACAUAUCAAAAUGACAAAGCAAUUGAGGAAGUUUGGAAUAAGGUUGUUUCUGAACAUCAUCAUCAUUUGGCACUUCCUUUUUGUUACAUGUCUUGUUAUCUUUAAGUGAUUGUAACUGUGCUUCCCUUCAU
Molecule: messenger RNA, 1270 nt
Organism: Ananas comosus (pineapple)
Lineage: Eukaryota; Viridiplantae; Streptophyta; Magnoliopsida; Poales; Bromeliaceae
Product: E3 ubiquitin-protein ligase SINAT3-like
Exons: 3
Coding region: 235-1128 (297 amino acids)
Biological process (GO): multicellular organism development; ubiquitin-dependent protein catabolic process
Cellular component (GO): cytoplasm
Molecular function (GO): ubiquitin protein ligase activity; zinc ion binding; protein binding
Source: RefSeq, a predicted model, not a curated record